Molecule: messenger RNA, 2339 nt
Organism: Drosophila suzukii
Lineage: Eukaryota; Metazoa; Arthropoda; Insecta; Diptera; Drosophilidae
Source: RefSeq, a predicted model, not a curated record
ACAAAACUUGAUAAUUUCCCUGCCGACAGAAUGUUAUAUUGGAAUCAGUUUCGAUCGUACUCUCGUCAGUAAGGGAGGCAUUCUAAAUAUAAUUACAAAUGCGGAUUUUUCGAAAUGUUGAUAUUUCGAAAUGCGAAUAUAUCUGUAUUACUUUAUAUAUGGGUCUUAGCUGUUUCUUUGAUAGUUCUGCCAAAAACAAAGGCAGAUAUCUACGAUUGCGACUUCUUUGACACUGUCGAUAUUUCGGCAGGUCAAAGGUUCCCGAAUGGUUCGUAUCUAUAUGACGGGCUACUCAUUCCCGCCGAGUUGACGGGGAUAUAUAACUUCAGGAUUCUUCCGGACGAAUCAAAGGAAAAGGUGGAGAGCCACAUAAGGGGAUGUGUUUGCAAAUUGAAAACCUGCGUCAGGUUUUGCUGCCCUCACAACCACAUAAUGAGGGGGGGUGUGUGCUCCAAAAACAUGACGGAGGAAGAACUUGAAGAACACGACCCUUACCUGAACGUGACCCUCAAGGACGGAUCGGAGGUCACAAGGCACUUUAAGGACGAACUAAUUGUCCAGUGGGAUCUACCGAUGCCCUGUGAGGAUAUGUUCUAUCUAGACAAUCGAGAUGAAAUGGAUCAGUACACAUUGUUCGAGAAUGGGACUUUCUUCCGCCACUAUGACAGCGUGACUCUAAACAAGCGAGAGUACUGCUUUCAGCAUUUUGAGUUCGAAUCAGAUGACAAUACCACAUACAUUCGAAUAGCGCCACACAACUGCGUUAUAGUGCCAUCCAGAACGGCACAGACCGUGGUGAUUAUCACAUCGCUGGUUUGUAUGGUUCUUACGAUGUGCGUUUAUCUUUACGUUAAAAAGUUACAGAACUUGCACGGCAAGUGCUUCCUGUGCUACAUGCUUUGUCUCUUCAUGGGCUACUUCUUCCUGCUACUAGACUUGUGGAAUUUGUCGUUCAGCUUCUGCCUUACAGCAGGUUACCUGGGUUACUUUUUCGUGAUGGCCGCCUUCUUCUGGCUUUCUGUCAUCAGUCUGCACCUGUGGAAUACAUUCAGUGGCACCUCACACAGUAUCAAUCGCUUUUUGCCCGAGCAUCGGUUUCUGGCCUACAACACCUACGCCUGGGGCAUGGCGCUGAUCUUGACCGGCAUCACCUUUCUGGCCGAUAAGAUGGUAGUUAACGAGGACUGGAACCCUCGCAUGGGCAACGAAGGACAUUGUUGGAUCUAUACUCUAGAUUGGUCUGCCAUGCUCUACUUCUAUGGACCGAUGGUAUUGCUGAUAGCCUUCAACAUUGCCAUGUUCAUCCUGACGGCUGUUCGUAUAAUAAGAGUGAAGAAGGACAUACAGAACUUUGCACACAAGCAGGAGAGAAAGCACAAGCUAAACUCGGACAAGCAAACUUACACCUUCUUUUUGCGGCUUUUCAUCAUCAUGGGUAUGUCGUGGAGCUUGGAGAUAAUCUCCUACUUGGUGCAAUCCAACGAAACUUGGGCCAACGUUUUUCUGGUAGCGGACUACUUCAACUGGUCUCAGGGAAUUAUCAUAUUUGUGCUGUUUAUUCUAAAGCGCAGCACGCUAAAGCUCUUGAGGGAUCGGCACAAUCCUAAGCCCACAUGGAGUGCUGCCAGUAGCAGAUCCAGAAGUAGAAAUACGACGGGAGGAUCAUUAAACCACUUCACGAGGACGGCGUCGGUCACAUAAAACUAGUCAUUGAUGUAAACACUGAAUUUUUAUAACGUUAACUUAACUACAUAGAGAUCAUCUCGUCAAUUUUAACACAUCCACUUUGCCAUAUCAUACUAACACAAAUGCAGAUCAAUGUGAUGCAAAAUCAUAUCAACUACAAAUUUUGAUAUGAAACCGUAACAAAUUGAAAAAAAUAUUUGAAAAAAUGGUAUGAUUUUCAUAUUAAAUGUGACUUUAAAAGGUCUUCGACAAAAUAGUAUAGUGUGGCUGUGAAUUUGAAAUUUUCGAGUAUUUUUGGUAUCUCUUUAUGUAAUAGUAUAGAAUGUAUCUAAGAACCAUUUUCUUGGUCUCGUGUUCAGUUAGAGGUACAUUUUAUCUCUAAACUUGCAUAUGUUAUCUAACUGAAAUGUCAAACCAAAGGCCGUUUUCUCGUCCGCGUGUUAAACUAAUAGUCGGUUUAUAACGUAAGAAACUAUAAAAAAAACUGAAAAAACUUUAAAACCUUCUUUUAGUUUAACACACGAUUGUUUUUAAAACAACGAGAAUAUUUUUUAUUAUUUUAAGUCGAUUUAAACAUAAGAUUACACAACUUGAACUUGACCAAAUUACUCAUCACCUGAUUUCGCAUAAAUAAAUAAAAAAUAUUAGAAUUA